Molecule: messenger RNA, 1920 nt
Organism: Talaromyces proteolyticus
Lineage: Eukaryota; Fungi; Ascomycota; Eurotiomycetes; Eurotiales; Trichocomaceae
Exons: 5
Coding region: 1-1920 (639 amino acids)
Source: RefSeq, a predicted model, not a curated record
AUGGCCGCAACAGCUCGUUUCGGUGGUCGUGCACUUGUUGACCAGGAAUCUAUGACACUAUUUUCUGGAGAUAGAGAGACAGCGCGAAUGAAUGAGAUUAGGUCGAAUAUACAAUACGUACGUAAUAGAUGGGGUGAUCAUGACGAGUACACAAAGCUGAAAAAUAUGAUACGACAUCGCAUUUUAUCUAAGGCGCAGAGUCUUCAAACUCGCAAACUCAUUGAAAAGCUUCUUAGUGGUUUCAAUGACUGGGCCGAUAUUAACUAUCAGAGACCACAUAGCAAAUCCGAUGAUAUAGACAAUGAACGACUUGCAGCAAUUGAACUCUAUUGUUCUGAAGAGGGCUACAAUCUUAUCUUCAUUUUGAUGAAUAAUGCAUUACGGAACCCUGUUGAAAGUUCUGACGAGUUACUAAUCGCGGCGACACUUGUGGAGCAUCUAACAAUCGAACUGUAUAAUCUACGUCUUUCGAAUAUUGGGGACACUAGAUAUGCUAACUACCAAGGCAUCACCUAUCGAGGUAUAGCUGUGACAUCUGAAUUAGCACAGGCCUACAGAAGUCUGGCGGACGAAGAGGAUAUAUCAAACCGACAUUUCUCUGUUCCCCUUAGCUUCAUGUCAAGCUCGACAGAUAGAAAGACAAUGGAGCAUUUCGCUCAGAAAGAUCUUGAUAAACAUCCCCAUUUAGAGCCUUUCGAAAUGACUAUUCACAUUUAUGGUCUCGAUCAUCAACUACUACAGCGGUACUCGCAGAAAUACAAGUCUAGUGUGGUAACGAGUAUUUGCGCAAUGCCAGUCGCACAAAUUUCCGAAUACGCAGAGAAGGAAAUAUUACUCCGCGGUCCAGCAUUCCACGUUAUUUCGAUGUAUACUAUCCAAGAACAAGGCCGCAAUGUCCAUAGGCUAGAGGUUGUGAUGCUGAAUAGCAAUCGAGACCACGGUUCUGAACAUGGCUCAAACGACGGAGACAAGCAAGUCCAACGGCAAUUCUUUCUUCAAGUGAUUCUUGCCUCUCGAUAUGAAGUAUGCGCCGAGCUUGCGAAAAGGUAUUCGGCUAAAGAUGCAGAAGAAUAUGUUAAACUGGCACGUAUUGCUCGUCAAAGAAUCGAAGAGGCUGAUCCUAACGAAUCCACAUUGUCUAAAUUACCACAAACAAACACAAGCUUAGACCACGUUAAAGAAGCUACAAGAGUUACAUGGCUUGGGUGUUCUUUCUUUCGGUCCUAUCCAAGGCAUUAUGCGAAUCUCAGAUUAGCCUGGCAGAAUACCAUCACGGGAGGCUGUUGGAGAGACAUAAUUAAGCUCCUUCAGAAGGAUUACAGCUGGAAGCGAGUGGAGUGGUUUAAUGUAGCUAAGUUGCGAAAUACCGAGGAAGAAGAACUAGAGCAAGACAAUGGCUUUACCCUCCUUCACAAGCUUGCGGUUCGAGAAUCUCCAUCGGAACUUGAUUUCGAGGAAAGAUCAGCAUGGAGGCAGGUUAUUCAAGAACUGACUGGUUCUGGAGCGUGGAGAUCAUUGCGCACAUUCGACGAUUCUUCCAAGACCGCGCUUGAAAUUGCCAAAGAAAACGGUCGAUCGGAGCUCAUAGAUGUUCUUACCCCUCACAUAUAUCACAGAACAUCUGAAGCAGUGUUAAAAAAGCUCAGUUCAAAGCUACAUAGGCUUAUGAAGGAGCAUGCUGGAACAUACACUGAUAUUCUACCCCAGAUCGAUAAGCAUGACUUUAGAAUGCCCCAACUAUCGACACUGACGGAGCUAAAGAAGCCAGAAAUGUGGAUACCAAUUCCACACAUGUACGGCGGCUUUCUCAUAGACCUCGAGGUCAACAUUCUGCAUGUGACUAUCUUUAAGAGAGUGUUUGGGGCAACGCAUCAGGAACAUUUAGAGUAUUAUUUGAGCGGUAGUGAAGAGUCGUUAUAA